AUGAAUUCGGCAGGAGUUGUAGUUCCCAGAAGCUUCCGGCUUUUGGAUGAGCUGGACCGAGGGGAAAAGGGUAUCGGUGAUGGUUCGGUGAGCUAUGGCAUGGACGAUGCGGACGACAUCUACAUGCGGUCAUGGACGGGAACCGUGAUCGGCCCUAACAACUCUGCGCAUGAGGGUCGCAUCUACACUGUGAAGCUUUAUUGUGAUAAGGACUACCCAGAACGGCCACCAACUGUGCGCUUCCAUUCACGCAUCAACAUGCAUUGUGUCAACCAGGAGACGGGUGUGGUGGAGCCAAAGCACUUCCCGCUGUUGGCCCAGUGGCGUCGAGAGCACACCAUGGAAACCAUUUUGACUGAGCUGCGCCGUGAGAUGGCAUCGGGUCACAACCGCAAGAUACAGCAGCCUCCGGAGGGAACAACCUUCUGA
This is a messenger RNA of Closterium sp. Naga37s-1, 429 nucleotides long. The record is from the annotation of a GenBank genome assembly. NCBI's taxonomy places the organism in Eukaryota, Viridiplantae, Streptophyta, Zygnematophyceae, Desmidiales, Closteriaceae.